AUGUCGGCUGGAAAGCAUUUCAAGUUUAUAUCAAGGACCGUAUUGGUUAAAAACAAUGACAUAGACACUGCUUUACUGCUUCUACAUAGGAUAAUGCGAGAGGACAAAGUGAUGGAACAGAUCAGAUACAGGCAGAAUGGUUUCGAGCCACCAUGUAUGAAACGACAGAGACUAAGCUAUGAGAAAUGUAAGCGACUUUACAAUGCAGAAAUGGAGAGGAAAGUAAAACUUGUAUUAAAAAAGAAUCGCCCAAAUCCAUGGCUACGGUGACACCAAAUCAACAUUAUACUUCUACUUGACAAACUGGAGAAGAAAUGUCUAGCUUGAUUUGUGAAAUCAACAAUGGACACAUGUGUUUGGGAGAAAUGAAGUGCAUUAUUGUAUGGUGUAACAUCAAGAGCCAGGACAAUUGUGAAGAAUAACUGAUAGGACAAAAAAUAUAUUGGAUAUUGUCUAGUAAUGAAUUACAUGCGUGUAUGGUGAUUGUGUAGAUGAAAUGUGUAAAAUAAAUUUAGAAAUAAA
Molecule: messenger RNA, 522 nt
Organism: Ylistrum balloti
Lineage: Eukaryota; Metazoa; Mollusca; Bivalvia; Pectinida; Pectinidae
Product: small ribosomal subunit protein bS21m-like
Exons: 2
Coding region: 1-270 (89 amino acids)
Biological process (GO): translation
Cellular component (GO): ribosome
Molecular function (GO): structural constituent of ribosome
Source: RefSeq, a predicted model, not a curated record